AUGUAUAAAAAAGCUAGAACUCUAGGACAAAAACCUAAUUGGUUGGGGGAUGAUACUUGGAAUGCUCUUCUGGAAAAGUGGAACAUGCCAGUUUUUAAACAGAAGUGUGAAACAGCUAAGAAGAAUCGGACAUCUGAAAAGGGUGGUUGCUUGCACACCGGAGGAUCUAUUAGUGUGCAUGAGCAUCUAUUCGAGCUUGGUCGGUCUGUGCAUGUUGAUGAAAUAUUUCAACAAACACAUAUUCGACAAUUAACAGGGGACUUCGUGGAUGAAAGGUCUAGACGGACUCAUGAACAAUUUCAAGCCAAAUUUUCUCAAAUUAGAUCUGAGACUGCAUCUGUUGGUGCCUCAGCAUCUAGCCCUCUAGACCCUGCAGAGGAGGAGAGAUUGAGAAACCAAUGUUGGUUAGAUGCUGCUGGUGGAAGAUACAAGGGACGUGUAUAUGGCAUUGGAAAUGUCAGUUCCCAAAAUGACUGUGUGGAUAGUUACAUCCGACAGACAUAG
This is a messenger RNA of Vigna radiata var. radiata (mung bean), 504 nucleotides long. RefSeq lists its product as uncharacterized. Lineage: Eukaryota; Viridiplantae; Streptophyta; Magnoliopsida; Fabales; Fabaceae. The record is from RefSeq and is a predicted model, not a curated record. The transcript has 3 exons. Bases 1 to 504 code for a protein of 167 amino acids.